GGGAAUGACAGUGACCUCUGGGAGCGUCACCAUUAAAAAGGACUCCAACAAUUUAAUCGGCAUUAGCAUCGGGGGUGGAUCUCCUCUAUGUCCGUGCCUGUACAUUGUUCAGAUAUUCGAUAAUACCGCGGCCUGCCGAGAUGGGACACUCCAAUCUGGUGAUGAAUUGGUUUCCGUCAACGGUCAGUCUGUCAAAGGAAAAACUAAAGUAGAGGUGGCCAAGAUGAUUCAAGCAGCUAAGGAUGAAGUGAUUAUCAACUACAACAAACUUCAUGCUGAUCCCCAACAAGGAAAAAGUCUGGAUAUCGUCUUGAAGAAAAUGAAACACCGGUUGGUAGAGAAUAUGAGCUCAUCCACAGCAGAUGCCUUGGGCCUUUCUAGGGCCAUUUUAUGUAACGACACUCUGGUGAAGAAAAUGCAGGAGUUGCAAGACACUGAGCUCAUGUAUCGUGGAUUAGUCGAUCACUGCAAGAGAGUUCUACAGGCUCAUAUGGAACUUCUUCAAGCAGUGAAAGCAAUGGGGGAUGUUUUUGCUGGACUCGCAGUCAGAGAACCACAACCGAGGGCGAGUGAAGCUUUUCGACUUUUUGGGGAGCAGCAUAGGACUAUGGAAAAGUAUGGAAUUGACAUGGUGAAGAAAGUCAAACCAGUUCUGUCCGAUAUGGGAACAUAUCUCUACAAAGCUAUACCAGACACAAGAUUAACCGUGAAAAAAUAUGCAGACGCCAAAUUCGAAUAUUUAGCAUACUGUUUGAAAGUAAAGGAAAUGGAUGACGAGGAAUGUAGCUAUGCUUCUCUACAGGAACCAUUAUAUAGGGUCGAAACGGGAAAUUAUGAAUAUAGAAAUGGCAAAAUCUUCAAAAGCGUGGCAAUGCUUAAAAUUGCUAUAUUUUGCGAUCACGAAUCGGAUGAACAGGAGGUAGAAGAAGGUGAGGAUCUGAUCGAACAUGGAAACAAUCACCUCAUCUGCAACUUGGAAACAUUUAAGGAUACAAACAUUGAAUCCGAAGAUGUGUUGAUUCCAGAUCUUCAAACUAAUAAUCAGUUGGAACCCGAUUAUAAUGAAAUGGAUAACCUCACCCUUUUAUCUUCAUUAUGUCUUCAGGAAAGUCCCCAAAAUAGACCGCUUUUACCUGACUUGGAUUAAACAUAUAUUCUUUGUUAUAUUUAUAUAAGUUAACUCCAUGAUGUGUAUUACAAAAAUUAAAUCUAGCAAUUUUCGAAUCCAACAACUGUAAGUGGAUUAUUGUAUGUUUGAAAAAAAUACUGUUCAUUCAAAUAUACAUGGAAAAUUCAGAAAUUUUCAUAAUAAUAGAUAGUUAUAAUCGAACUA
Messenger RNA from Leptinotarsa decemlineata (Colorado potato beetle), 1333 nucleotides. It is a transcript of the gene PICK1, whose product is annotated as protein interacting with PRKCA 1. Gene Ontology annotation, molecular function: protein kinase C binding; protein domain specific binding; phospholipid binding. Gene Ontology annotation, cellular component: neuron projection; postsynaptic density; synaptic vesicle. NCBI's taxonomy places the organism in Eukaryota, Metazoa, Arthropoda, Insecta, Coleoptera, Chrysomelidae. The record is from RefSeq and is a predicted model, not a curated record. Gene Ontology annotation, biological process: dendritic spine maintenance; intracellular protein transport; regulation of Arp2/3 complex-mediated actin nucleation.